GUAAAAUAUUCACCCAGAUAGUACCCCCUUUAUUUUUGGAAGGCUUGAAGAUAUGCAAGCAUGUUUCAGCUUGUUUUUUUCAUUCUGUUUACUUCUCGAUUCACUGAAUCACAAGGAAAAAAGGUGCUUUGCAGAUCCUCAGAUGUAGAAAUAUCAUAUUCCUUUUGUGAUUCUGUGGACCAUGUUUUCUUCCUUGGUAUAGUCCCUUGUUCCUUUAGUGAAGGUCGUUGGAAAAUUACUCUUUUAUGGAUUCCAAGGAGUGAUAUAAUCUUUUUGGAGGGCAGCAUGGAUUUAUGGUAUGAUGCUGCAAAUGUAUUUCAAGGGAAAGAAGUUAUUUGCCAUGGAUUUGAUGAUGACUACUCAUUUUGUGGAACUCUGAAGGGAGAGACGGUCAAUACGACGUUUGAACUUAGCGGUUUAAAGAUGCAAUUGCCGAAGGGAAUAUAUAUGAUUCUUUUAAGAUUAUUCUCUGGUCCUUCUGAGAAGAACUUGUUCCUGUGUAUGAAUGUCACCUUGUUAAUGAAAUAGGAUGGUUAAGGAAUUUCAGAAUAAGAUGAUUGCUUCAAAUCAUCGCAGAACACAAGAACUGCUGCUGCAAGGAACUGGAAUUUUAUCACUGAAAUAAUAAACAGACUGAUUUUGCAUGGGUACGAAUGCAAAAUGCACUUUACUAUACGCAUAAUUAUAAGGAAGAAUGAUAGACUCAUCCAUUCAUAUACUUGCUAUAAUCAAAUGGCCAGCCAAUUUGUGCUAAAUUUCUUUGUGAAAAUUAGGUACAAAUGCAUACUGUUUAAUCUACAGAAUGACCCUGAAAUGGUGUCGUAGUUACAACUGUAUUUCAAUUUAUACCUCUUGUGUUAUGCAGAAUGUGUGUAUUUCAGAUUCUGCUAAACUAAGACAAGACAAGAAUGUUUGCCAGAAUUUAUUUGAUAUAAAAGAAAACCCUGUGUAUUCUCUUGUUCAUUCUGUCUGUUUAGCUUCAGUAGCUAUUCUAUUCUCAGUCAUUUAUUUGCACCACCACACAUAACAGCGAAGUGAAAGGCUUUUUAACAUGCCAAGACAGGAGUUCAGGGAUCUUUGGUUAUCUGGCAGCAGUUGAUGGUGUUAAUAGCAUCUGAAACAGAGUGGGCACUGGGCAGCAGUGUUCACUGCUUACGCAGCUUGAGUAGAGCUGCCUUAAGGCAAACCAGUGUCCUAGGCACAACCCACUGAUGUGGUCCUGGGCCCUGCUUGGGUGGUGGUGGCAGGAUUAUCCACACAAGCCCUCCCCUGGGAUGGCAGGGGGUUUGCUACUGUUCUUCAAGUGGGCAACGAUGACUUCUUCUUCAACCCACAGCCAAUCUCUGGCAGGCCUGGGAGCAGGGUGCCCCAGCCUGUUGCUGCUAUUCUUUAGGUGGCCAGUGCUUAGCCUCCCUCACCACCUGAGCAGUGGGCCCUCUGUGAAGAGGUACUUUAUGUCAGCCCAGCAUAGGUCUCCGUGUGGUGUCAAGAGCCCUCUGUGGGUUAGUGGUGUCAGAGGGAACCAGACCCACAAACAAGGCUCUCUCUUUGGGAAGGGUGGGUGUGGUGACCUUUUCUCACUGGACCAUCAUUCCUGAAAGUUGGGGGACUUAAUGUCAACCUCAGGGACUUUGUUUUGAACCAUCCUUUCCUCCAGCCAAAGAGGAGUAGCAGAGGAGACAGCAGUAGCAAGGUGGCCCAGCCGUGGGCUAUGCCCUCCCUCUGUCCUGGUCCAUCAGGGAAACAUGGGAGGAAGCCAGGAUUCUCCUCCUCUCCCUUGGUCACUAGAGAAGGAGUAACAAUGACAGACCAGGGAGGAGGGAGAUCCUGAUGUGCAAGAGGAGCAGCCUACUGCAUUGAUAAGCAGCCCCCUCUUCCCUUGGCCCAGCUGGAGAGCGAAAGCCAGGAUUGUAGUGGCAAAGGCUGUCUUCCACACUAGUGAGGGCCCCCACCCAGGAGCUGCUGCAGGAGCAGCAGGGUUUUGGUCCUUCCAUGCCCCCAGCUAGGAUUUCUUUCCCCAUGAGUUGCUGUGAAGUGGCUGUGGUGGUCUGAACUGCCUCCCCACUGGAGAUUGUGGUGCCUACUGCUUUGGUCCACCAUCCUCAGGAUCUUCUACUGCUUGGGGUGGGGCCUUGGUCCAGUCAAGUGUGUUUGGGCAGCAGAGCCUUGCAGUCCCCCUGGUUCUUGUAGGUGUAAGCAGGGUCUGAAUGAAGCUCUCCGUGGAUGAGCUGGGGGAAUAAUAUUUCAGGACCAGACUAUAUUUACAUGAACACACCUACUCUGCCUAGGUAUUCAGCACACAAAGUCUUGUUGCCAAAGUGAUCAAUUUUGGCUGGUGGUGGGUUACAAAUCGCUUUGUAUGCAGAGGUAAUUAAAUGUUUUUAUCCUGGAUUGUAUGAGUAAAGAGCAACAGAACUGUACUGAACACACCCAGAUUGAUGGGAGUAACCCUCAGCUGAACUACACUUGCUAAGCAGUGGGUAGGGAUGCCAAAUCCCAGUGAGAUGGGGGAGGGGGGGGGAUAGGUGCUCCUAGCUGGUGGUGUAGGCUUUGCCUAAGAGUCCUAGAUGCCAUUAGACUCUCCCCCCUCAAUUGUUUAAAGACAGCAGAUUAGAUUCAAUGGGAGAGUCCUUAGUUUUGUCACUAGAGCUGAAAUGACUGAUAACUAGGUCUAAGUGCUGAGAUUCAGACCUUCUGUGGGGCCCUGUUUCAGUGAAAGAGACUGCCCACCCUGCACUAGCAGUGAGGUUCCAUGGUAACUGGUGAAAUCACUGAGAGCUGGGUUAAGUGAUGGGACAUGGCAAAGGUUGCAGUAGAGAGGCGGGUGAUUGCACAGAAAGUGACAGCACAGCGGCCAAUGGCAGCGGAGUGAAGGAUGGCACAGCAGUGGUAGCAGGCAGCGAUGCAGAGUGAACAGCAGUGGUGGAUUAGCCACUAGACCAAUGGGGCCCGAGGCUAGGGGCCUGGCCAAUUGGUGGGCCCCCGGAAAAAUGUGCACCCCUGCACCCUGACCCGCUCCGCCCAGUGCUCCUGCCAGGGAGCUUGCCCUUCUCCAUCUGCCUGUCACUCCUGCCAGGAGUGGGGUUGGGGCGCAGGGACUUGCCCUGGCCUCCUGUGCCCUGACUCCACUCCCCAGCAGGAGUGCCGGGCGGGAAGAGCAGGUCAGGAUGAGGGGGCACACAUUUUUUCCGGGGGCCCCCAAUUGGCCAGGGCCCCUGUUGGCCCGGUGGCUAAUCCACCCCUGCAUGUACUACUAUAUCUUUUUAUGGUUAAAUUCCACAGGUCAUCUUGCCUUCUGUAUUUUCACAAUAAAUAGUUUAGGGCUAACUCCUGAAGAUUGUAAUCAGACAAGAUCACUACUGACUUUGAUGGGAACUUUGCUGGAAUAAGGACUAGAGGAUUUUGUCCAAGGUGGACCAAAGAGGAUUUCAGUUCACCUUGAAGUUGCUUAAUGAUUCUACAUCACAUAGUGAUCCUUAAGAAAUUAACAGGAACAUUGUCUUAAAAUACAGUAUGAUUUGGAUGUUUCCUCUCUGCACAGUCCAACACCAGGCUUUUGUUAGGCUAGAUUCUCAGUCAGAUGUUCCCUAAUGAGUUAACUUUGGGGAUUUUGUAGCACAUAUUCUGUGGAACAAUAGAAAAUUCUGUGUUAAAGCUGUAAGCUGAUUAAUAGCCACUAGGCUGUGCUGUAUCUCACAGAUUACUUUUAACUCCUUCCAGAGUAGCAGCUGUGUUUGUCUGUAUCCGGAAAAAGAACAGGAGUACUUGUGGCACCUACCGGUUUUUCAGUGUUAUGAUUCCUGGACACAAAUCUGACAUCAGGAAUCAUAAUGUUCAAAAACCGGUAGGAGAACACUUCAACCUCUCUGGCCACUCAGUAAAAGACUUAAGGGUGGCAAUUUUGAAACAGAAAAGCUUCAAAAACAGACUCCAAUGAGAAACUGCUGAGCUUGAAUGAAUAUGCAAUACCAUUAACUUGGGUUUGAAUAGAGACUGGGAGUGGCUGGGUCAUUACACAUAUUGAAUUUAUUUCCCCAUGUUAAGUAUCCUCACACCUUCUUGUCAACUGUCUCAAUGGGCCAUCUUGAUUAUCACUACAAAAGUGUUUUUCUCCUGCUGAUAAUAGCUCAUCUUAAUUAAUUAGCCUCUUACAGUUUGUAUGGCAACUUCCAACUUCUCUGUGUGUGUGUGUGUAUAUAUAU
Messenger RNA from Caretta caretta (loggerhead turtle), 4202 nucleotides. RefSeq names its product lymphocyte antigen 96 (gene LY96). Gene Ontology annotation, biological process: toll-like receptor 4 signaling pathway; innate immune response; detection of lipopolysaccharide. Lineage: Eukaryota; Metazoa; Chordata; Testudines; Cheloniidae. The record is from RefSeq and is a predicted model, not a curated record. Gene Ontology annotation, molecular function: Toll-like receptor 4 binding; lipopolysaccharide immune receptor activity; lipopolysaccharide binding. Gene Ontology annotation, cellular component: lipopolysaccharide receptor complex.